Messenger RNA from Vicia faba (fava bean), 267 nucleotides. NCBI's taxonomy places the organism in Eukaryota, Viridiplantae, Streptophyta, Magnoliopsida, Fabales, Fabaceae. The record is from the annotation of a GenBank genome assembly.
AUGCUUAUGAAAUAUCCAACACUAAUUUUCACUCAUUUGAAAUUGGUGUUAGGAUUCUUUUUUUACAAGCUUCAAGAUCCUGAUUUGUCAAGUAUUAGAGAAGAAUAUGUUGAGUGUGGUGUGUGUUUAUGCAAAAUUAGAGAAGGAGAAGUUAUUAGAGUACCAAGAGAAUCAUUUUGUGAGGUUGGAGCACAAGUUUUGUUAUUUGAUUUUUGUGCAGUUCGUGCAGAUAAUGAUGAUGGUGGUGACACUUGGUGGCUACGCUGA